Xiphias gladius (swordfish) is the source of this 1284-nucleotide messenger RNA. RefSeq names its product mitochondrial ribosomal protein L30 (gene mrpl30). The transcript is spliced from 5 exons. NCBI's taxonomy places the organism in Eukaryota, Metazoa, Chordata, Actinopteri, Istiophoriformes, Xiphiidae. Gene Ontology annotation, biological process: translation. The coding region runs from base 303 to 782 and encodes 159 amino acids. Gene Ontology annotation, cellular component: large ribosomal subunit; mitochondrion. The record is from RefSeq and is a predicted model, not a curated record. Gene Ontology annotation, molecular function: structural constituent of ribosome.
UACUUGACCUAUCGGUGCAUUUUCACAGUAACCCCUCGACACUUCCGGUGGGGGAUAUCCAUGGAGGACGACUCCAACGUGAACAACCUAUUCCACCGUUGUUGUUUUUUUCAGCUCCUGAACUGAUGUUGAACGUGUGAAGUCGGCACGUAUGACAUGAGGGCAGUUACAUUUGCGGGUUUACUUCUCAACGUUUAGCUAGGUUUGAGCCAUACGCUUGUUUUUGAGGUUGGGGCAGGGCCGUAACCUUGGCGUGUAACGUCAGUGCCACUGUGGAGUAAGUGGUUCAACCAAGAGAAAGCAUGUCAGGUGUUCGUCGCGGCUUGAGCGCCUUGUCAACCAAGAUCCUGACCGAAGCCACACUUUUGCCUUGUCCGUGGUUUGUGUCUGCACGCAGCAAGUUUUCCAAAGCAAGAAUCCCAAAAGAGCUUUUUGCCGAGAGAUCAAAAGAACAUGAGAAAUAUGGGGGUGAUCCAGAUCAACCCCAUAAACUGCAUAUAGUGUAUCGAGUCAAAAGUGUGAUGCGACGACCGUACUGGGAGAAAGAGAUAGUGAAACACCUGGGCCUUCAAAAGGCGCAUGUCCCGGUAAUUCACAAAAAUACACCGGCAGUCAAUAGCCAGCUGAAAUUUAUCAAGCACCUGGUGAGGAUCCAGCCUCUGAAGACUCCCUAUGGACUCCCUGCUGAACAUGACAUGGCCGACACCUACAUUAACAGCAACGGAGAGCUGAUUGUCCGGCGCCUCCUCCAACCUGUAGACCCCAAGGCUAUCGAAUCUUAGCUCCGCUCUCAACAAAUUAAUAAUUCAGUUGUACAUAAACAUCAUGUAAAAAACCCUGUGCUCCAUAUCUGCCAGCCUUAAUUCCACUACCUGAAGGUAGCUGUAUGCAUUGUGUUUUGAGUUGUUUGAUUUAGGUCUUCAGAUUAAAAAGAGAAAUGUUGUCAUCAAACUUUGUCACAAGGCCUUCAGCAAAAAAAGGGAUCUGUCUCACGAUGCAGGAAUACCAGAUAACCAGGUUUUUCUGAAUAUUUUUGCUGAAUAUAAAAACCCCAUGUGUUUCAGGUUUGAAGGGGUUCUGGAUGUACUCAGUAAAAAACUUAGUAAAUCCAGAACCCAUUCACUAAAUGCCAAUUUAAACACCAGCCUAUCGAUCAUACAGACAGCUGCUACAAUUGAAAAAUUGCCACGUGUUUUCCAUGACAAUUUGGACACAGCCGAUGGCUCGGAUUCUUUAUUAAACACGACUCAUACACAGUCAAAUUAAAGACCUUGUGAAAUAAAA